AUGCGGCUAAAAUUGGAUGUAGAAGGUAAUGUCGAUGUUAACGAAACUGCAUUGAUAAUAUCUGAAGAAUUGAGGGGAAAGAAGUGUUUGAUUCUUUUGGAUGAAGUAACGGACAAGAUUGAUCUAAAUAGAAUAAUGGGAAUCGACGAGAACCCAAAUAGCAAGGUAGUGUUGGCGAGUAGAUAUGAUGACUUUUGUAAAUGUGUCAUGAAGGCUGAUGAGCUAGUUAAUGUGAAGCCAUUGUUACCUACUGAAGCUUGGAAUAUGUUCCAGAAAAUAGUAGGCCCUUCCAUUUCUAACCCCUUAAUUGAACCACUGGCGAGGGGUGUGGUUAAAGAGUGUUAUGGGUUGCCACUGCUGAUAGACAGAGUAGCAAUAACCUUCAAAAUGAAGGGGGAACAUGAUGUGGGUUGGGAUGAUGGAUUGGAACAGUUGAAAAGAUGGGAAAGUGUCAAACUCGUUGGCAUGGAUGAAGUGCUGGAACGCUUAUAG
Vitis vinifera (wine grape) is the source of this 492-nucleotide messenger RNA. Its product is annotated as disease resistance protein At4g27190-like. The record is from RefSeq and is a predicted model, not a curated record. NCBI's taxonomy places the organism in Eukaryota, Viridiplantae, Streptophyta, Magnoliopsida, Vitales, Vitaceae. Bases 1 to 492 code for a protein of 163 amino acids. The transcript has a single exon. Gene Ontology annotation, molecular function: ADP binding.